Closterium sp. NIES-67 is the source of this 2348-nucleotide messenger RNA. NCBI's taxonomy places the organism in Eukaryota, Viridiplantae, Streptophyta, Zygnematophyceae, Desmidiales, Closteriaceae. The record is from the annotation of a GenBank genome assembly.
CUUCCUGUGCCUGGAAUCUCGUCUCAUCUGAUCCUGCUCGACUUCGUUAUUGUCACGCGCCCCGAUAUUCUCCAUAGCCCUUCUGAUCAGGUCUUUCUUCCACCUCCUAAGCGAGGCCUCUAUUCCCCACCUCACGACCUUCUAAGGUCGCAGUGGUUUCUUCGAAGCGCAAAUUCAACGUUCUAUUCUGACGUUACGCCGUCGCUUGCCUUGGGACGAAGAGCCUCGGGUCGCCGGCCUUAUCCGUCAAAUCGCGCCUAGAAAAUGCCGACCGUUAGCGUGGGUCGCGAUCGCCUCUUCGCCGCGCUCGGCAAAACCUACACGGAGGAGGAAUUCGACGAGCUCUGCUUCGAGUUCGGCAUUGAGCUCGAUGACGUGACCACGGAAAAGGCGAUCAUUCGCAAGGAGAAGCACUUGGAGGACGAGGGUCCCUCGGAGGACGAGGAGGUGAUCUACAAGAUCGAGGUGCCCGCCAACCGCUACGACCUGCUGUGCCUCGAGGGCCUCGCCCGCUCCCUGCGCAUCUUCCUCGGGAUGGACCCCGUGCCGCAGUUCAAGCUCGCUGCUGCUGCCAGCCCCAUCCGCAUGACCGUCAAGCCCGAGACGGCGCUCAUCCGCCCCUUCGUGGUGGGCGCAGUCCUGCGGAACGUGACCUUCGACCAGCACCGCUACAACAGCUUCAUCGACCUGCAGGACAGGCUGCACCAGAACCUCUGCCGGCGUCGCACUCUGGUUGCCAUUGGCACACACGACCUUGAUACACUCACACCGCCAUUCACUUAUGAGGCGUUGCCCCCCACUGAGAUCAAGUUCAUGCCGCUCAAGCAGACCAAGGAGUUCAAUGCGGCAGAGCUGAUGGAGUUUUACAAGGCGGACAACAAGCUCAAGAAGUUUCUCCACAUCAUCAGCGACUCGCCUGUCUUCCCAGUCAUUUAUGACACCAACAGAACCGUCCUGUCUCUCCCUCCGGUGAUCAACGGGGCGCAUUCAGCCAUCAAGCUCACCACCCGCAACGUGUUCGUCGAAUGCACGGCUACAGAUCUUACCAAGGCGAAGAUUGUUCUCAACACCGUCGUCACUAUGUUCUCAGAGUUCUGCGACAACAAGUUCGAGGUGGAGCCGGUGGAGGUGGUAUCUGCGGAGGGGCAGGUGGCAGUCUACCCUCAGAUGGACGAGAGGAGUGUCGACACGUCAGUGGGGUACAUCAAUAAGGCCAUCGGCGUUGACCUCAAGGCUGAGGAGAUCGCCCGUCUCUUGACACGCAUGCAGCUGCCAUCCAAGGUGGUGGAGGGGCGGAGAGGGGAGGACGGGGCCGAGGUGGUGAGCGUGCGAGUGCCGCCCACACGCUCCGACGUGCUGCACCCGUGUGACAUUAUGGAGGACGUGGCUAUUGCCCAUGGGUACAACAACAUCGUUCGAACCGAACCCAAGACCGUGUGUGAGGGCAAGCAGCAGCCGUUGAACCAGCUGAGCGACCUGCUGCGGGGGGAGGUGGCCCAGGCGGGCUUCACCGAGGUGCUCACAUGGGCGCUCAUCGCGCGGGCGGAGAACUUUGAGAUGGUGAACCUGAGGGACGAUGGGAAGACGGCCGUGGUCAUUGGCAACCCGCGGUCUGCUGACUUUGAGGUGGUUCGCUCGUCGCUUCUCCCCGGAAUGCUCAAGACCCUGGCCAGCAACAAGGACUCGCCUCGCCCCGUGAAGCUGUUUGAGGUGUCGGACGUGUGUGUGAUGGAUGAGAGCAAGGACGUUGGGGCGAGGAACGAGAGGCGGUUGAUUGCCCUCUACUGCAACCUGCACUCGGGGUUCGAGGUCAUUCACGGUCUGGUGGAUCGCCUCAUGGAAGCACUGGGAGUGCCGUUUGGCGGCCAGGCUGGGGCUGACGGCACAGUAGCCCAUGCUGAUGGUCCUGUUGCUGAUGCUGAUGGCAAGGAGACCAAGCCCGCUGCCCUCAAGUACUUCAUUGCUCCCUCCCAAUCCCCCCAGUUCUUUGGCGGCCGUCAAGCAGACAUCCUCUUCAAAGGGAAAUCCAUUGGUACCUUUGGUGUCGUUCACCCUGAGGUUCUUGCUCGCUUUGACAUCCCUGACCCGUGCUCCGCUGUGGAAAUCAACCUCGAGCCUUUCCUCCAACUAUAGCCAUCCUAUUAGCCAUUCAUUGAAGUACUGGUAUACUUUUCCUGCCAACCAGACAGUGCCAUUGGGUGCUGUUUGCAAUUACAGGGUACUGAAGUUGUGUGAUGUAAAGUAGGAUUUUGGGAGUCACCUAGAUUCUACUGACAAAUGUAGUCAAAGAGGAAAGCUGUCCCCUUGCAUUUGGAAAGCUGUGAUUGGUCUUGGAAGGAGUGAAAUGG